Molecule: messenger RNA, 942 nt
Organism: Zasmidium cellare ATCC 36951
Lineage: Eukaryota; Fungi; Ascomycota; Dothideomycetes; Mycosphaerellales; Mycosphaerellaceae
Exons: 1
Coding region: 1-942 (313 amino acids)
Source: RefSeq, a predicted model, not a curated record
AUGCGCGUGUUUGAUUUUGUAGAUAAGGAGACCGUCGACGCACUCCAAGGGCUCUGUCCUUUAUGGUCAGCAAAGGACGCCAAAAAAACUGAAGACAUGAUGGAAGAGGACACAAUCUUGGGACGAUUGUCCGAGCAAAGCGAGAGAGCCGUGGUGGUUGAUCAUCUCCUGCGUCAACCGCGAAUUCUAUCGUUCCGGACGUUCCGAACCGAUUGCCACCUACUUGAGAUCUGCGCGCGCAACUUGAUGAAGGCCCUGUUUCUUACCAAGACGAGAACCUUUUGUCUCAAGGAUGCGCUUGAAGAAAUCUACGUCGGGGAUUGCUUCGAACGGAGCUAUCUUGAUAUGUGGCUCUCGGCGAUCCGAUGUCUACCACGACCGCAUUGCCUUAAUGCGGUGUGGAAGGACUUCUUGUUGUACUUACGCUUGCAGGCUCAUGCCUUCGGCUUUCGACGGCGGGCUGUGGGCCAGAGUCCAGCAGAAUACUCAUCCACCGAGCUGAACGAGAAAGGACAGGCUACGGAACUUUCGACCGACAGAAAUGCAGCAUCAAAAGAUGAGCGCAGGCCUUUGACAAGUGUCGAAACCUUCUAUCAGAACCAGAAAUUCUUUACAACUGGCUCUUUAGCUCGAAGCAUGCACUGUGACAGGGCCAAUAUCGUCAGGAAGAAAUUCGCCACGCCUUUGGCAGUCCUGUACGACCUCGUGGACUGUUUUGGCCUGGUGCCAGGCGUUGUUUCUCGCUGGAAUACUGAGACACCAAGACAACACAUUGCUCCCGAACAUGUGACUGAGCCUACGCAAAUCCACCCUCAACCAAAGUUAGACGGAGUGCGAGAAGCUCUUGCACCAUCGUUUUGUUACAUCAGGUCCAGCUACACGCCAUCCUCACCAAGUAGAGAGAUGGCAUACCACGAUACUGAUGCAUUUCAUGAUGGUUGA